Rhopalosiphum maidis (corn leaf aphid) is the source of this 1205-nucleotide messenger RNA. RefSeq lists its product as uncharacterized. Bases 76 to 942 code for a protein of 288 amino acids. The transcript is spliced from 2 exons. The record is from RefSeq and is a predicted model, not a curated record. Lineage: Eukaryota; Metazoa; Arthropoda; Insecta; Hemiptera; Aphididae.
CAUCCGAACGACAACCUGAGCGACCCGACCGUAUUGUUAUAUUUAUAAUACAUUAAACGUACUUUGACGUCGAACAUGUCCUCCAUUAAGUGGUGUCUCGUCGGGAUCAUGGUAGCCGUGCGGUUGUCGUCGGGUCAAAGUGAUUCCAUCCCGGAAAGGUCGUUCGGCGUGUUACGAUGCACUUCUGCGGACGGUCCGGGCACGUGUUUGUUCAAAGGCCUACUCAAGAAUGCAUUGCUGUACGCCGCGAGUCGAAAAGCAGACGUUUCGGUCACCACCGCCGCCGAUGACAGCAAAUUAGGCGACGGCGGCGGUGGUCUUCUCCAACAGCAGUCCAAAGGCAUCGAGGAAUACCUCAUAGAGCAGAUCCAAAAUAUAUUUGGAUUGUUUUCGUUUGGGUUCGAUCUGCCAGCCGAAGUCAUCGCCCCGUGGUCCCUGCUGAAGUCAUCUUUCCUCAACGGUAGAGGCAAAAAGAACAAGAACCUCGGUCCCAUGCUUGCCGCCGGCGUGGCCGUGAUGGCCGGCACUCUGCUGCCGUUGGCGUUCGGCGCGCUGUUCAUGUUGGCCGGCAAGGCGAUCAUGACCAGUCUGAUGGCCAUCACGAUUUCCGGGCUGCUGGGCCUGAAGUCCCUGUUCGGCAAACACGAAGCGGGCCACGUCAAGUCGUACGCUGCCCCACCGGCUCACUUCACGGAGGCGCAGUUCGAACAGGAGUUGGGCGUGUACAAGGGCCAGACCGAGGCCAAGAUGCACAGCUCGUCUGCUAACUAUUACGCGGGCGAGUCCAACCCUCCGGGCGCGUACUUCAAGGGCUCGCGGCCGACACAGCAACACAAUCAACACGACGGCGACGGCGGUCCCGACCAGUCGGCCGAGUAUUACUCGUCGGCGGCGGGCCCGAUGAUGCCCAACAAAAUCGCCGUGGUGGAGAAAAACGACUAGACGACUGCGGAUUUGCAUACGGUUGUCGUGUUAUAUUGUAUUAAUUUAUCGACGAUUCACUUACGCGUAUUUUUUUUAUAGUUGUUGUUGACGUUUUUGUCCAUCGACACGGUAUACGAUCGUUAUUGUACAUAAAUUAAUAUAAUAAUAUACGAUUAUCGGGUACUUACGACGGAGUUCCGCGAUAGUCGUUAUUUUCGCGUAAAACUCAUUAAUUUAUUAUAACUACAGAAGGAGUAGUGGGAAGGGAGGCCAAAAAGAAC